Molecule: messenger RNA, 2704 nt
Organism: Bactrocera oleae (olive fruit fly)
Lineage: Eukaryota; Metazoa; Arthropoda; Insecta; Diptera; Tephritidae
Gene: GC
Product: gamma-glutamyl carboxylase
Biological process (GO): peptidyl-glutamic acid carboxylation
Molecular function (GO): vitamin binding; gamma-glutamyl carboxylase activity
Source: RefSeq, a predicted model, not a curated record
AGUUGUGUUGCCGUUAGUGCGGGCGAGUUUUCCUGUCGUUUGCACUGAAAGCUUCUAGAAAUAUAUCGUCACUUCAUACAAACUCGUAUUUUGGUGCAAAUCUCCAAAGUGUAUACGAAAAAUUCUACCAUUGUUUUUGUGCGAUUUAAAAAUUCGAAUCCUUAUCUCCAAAACACAUACAUACAAGCAAUUAUUUCAUAACUGCGUUGCCCAAAAUUAGCAUAUUCAACAAAUAUUGACUCAAAAAAGCAUCAAUUUUGGAGACGAACAUUGUAAAUUGGCAGAUAUUCCCUCCACGACUAUGACCGCGACAAAAAGGUCAGCAAAGAGUAAGAGCGCAGCCAAUGUUAAAACAAAGGAUCAAGACAUCAGCAAUGCGGGCAAUGAACAAGAAAUUGAGAAAAAUCCCCAGUGCGACGGAAAUGUAGAAGCAAAGAAAAAGGACACCCUAAACCCUGCAGGAAAUUGCAAAUUCCGCGACACUUGCCAUUCUUGUGCUGGUUACAAGUUAGCCACCUUUACAAUUUAUACAAAUUUCACAAACUGGUUACAUCGGCCCGUCGAUGCCUCUGCGCUCGGAGUUUUUCGCAUGCUCUACGGUUUGGCAAUGUGCAUCGACAUCGCGGAGGAGCGUGGUGGCAGUCAAAUGGAUACGCGCUUCGGCGAGCCACGACAUUGCCAUUUUCCGCUCUUCAAUGGCAUCAGUGCGUUCCCGCUACCGGUGAUGGGUUGCAUUUAUUUGCUCAUGUGGCUUGGCGCGCUCGGCACAAUGCUGGGCUAUCGUUAUCGACUUAGCUGCCUGGCGUAUAUUGUGCCCUAUUGGUAUAUAUUUUUACUCGAUAAGCCAGCGUGGAACAACCAUAGUUAUUUAUUCGGUUUGGUUGGUACAAUACUGCUCUUUACUGCAGCCAAUCGAUACUGCUCCUUGGAUAAAUAUCUACAGCCGAAUAUGCCGGACACUGUGCCCUAUUGGAAUUACUUUCUCAUUAAAUUCCAAUUCUUCGUGCUCUAUAUGUAUGCUGGACUGAAGAAACUAACCGCUGAAUGGCUUUCGGGUUAUGCGAUGUCGAGCCUUAGCGAACAUUGGGUCUUUACACCAUUUCGCUCAUUUUUGUCGUCCGAUUUGACAGAUCUACUGAUUGUGCAUUGGUUUACAGCGAUUUUUGACUUUUCCAUUGCCUUCUUUAUGACUUGGGAAGCAACCAGAUGGCUAGCCACGCCCUUUAUGCUCAGCUUUCACUUAAUGAACUCGCGUCUAUUUGUUAUAGGUAUGUUCCCCUGGGUAUGUCUAGCCGAAGUGCCCCUCUUUUUUGGCUUUAGUUGGCCACGUAAGUUAAGUCUUAAGCGUUUACUGCAAUUAAUCAGCUUCACAGCCACUGAUAAAACUGAAGGCCAGCAUGACCCACAGAGAAAGCGACUAAAUACAACAGAAUCGAAAGAAGUGACUGAAAGUUACGCUACCUCAGGGGUUGGGACCGCAAGUACACAAUCCACAUUUAGCAAGACUUAUGACCAGAUUGCCAAAAUAGCAGCAAUAAAUUGUUUCGCUGCUAAACUGCGUACAGCGCUCGUCUUGUUCUACUGUGCUCUACAACUCUUCCUACCCUACUCUCAUUUCAUUACGAAAGGCUAUAAUAAUUGGACCGAAGGUCUUUAUGGCUAUUCGUGGAACAUGAUGGUACACACGUACGACACAGUGCUAACCUCGGUAAAACUUGUCGACAAUGCUAACGGUGAAGUUCACUACUUGGAUCCAUAUGCCUUCACGGAAUACGAUCGUUGGACCAAACAUGCCGAUAUGGCAUAUCAGUAUGCCAAGUGCAUUGAGGCGAAUAUACGCGAAGAUUAUGCGCGCAAUCCACAGACCAGUCCGCUGAGGUCGACGAAUAUUUCAAUCUACUUUGAUAUUUGGUGCUCGAUGAAUGGACGCUUUCAACAGCGCGUCUAUGAUCCGCGUGUUGAUCUCUUGAAGGCGGAGUGGUCACCAUUCAAGCACACCAGCUGGUCGUUGCCGCUGUUGAAUGAACUGAAUCACAUGCGUCCGAAAUUGAAGACGAUGACAGAUGAAGUGAUGGGAUGGAGUAAUUAUUCGGAUGUGAUUUUUGUUGCCGACUUUCCGGGACUGACCUUGGAUAACUAUAUUUCAACUGAUUUGACAAAUGUGACGCUCACUAUUUUGGCCGGUAAUGUGCGCUAUAAGAGUGACGAUGAAGAUGAAGCUUACUUUCUGACGGCGGGCAAAAGUUUUGGGCUGCAAAGUGGUGAGACGCAUCAUAUAACAACGAUUGGAUUGAAACCAUCGUCAUAUCUCUAUACAUUUAUGAACAAAACAAUGAUCGAAAAUGCAACGCCCGUCUCUGAAAAUAUCAACCAAAAACCCAAGAAGCCGCUGCUGCCACUGUGGAAUGAGUUUCGAAAUCGCGUUAAAAAUUACAAAGAAUUUCUCAAACACAUGGCCAAUUGUGUGUUGUAUUUGUUGUAUGACGUGCCAAUACCUAUGGAAGUGCGUGAACGAAACUAGACUAGCUUCCAAACAUGGAUGUCUUACACGCAACUAUUGUAAACUCAGUAUUUAACGAAAAAAUUACUAGCAUUUUAAAGUGAAAUGUUAAAAUUGUGUGAUAAAUGGAUAAUAACGUUAUUGAAUUGUAUACAGAUUUUAAAUAAAAUUUAUUAAAAAAAUAAAAAUACAUUUAAAACAUUA